This is a messenger RNA of Jaculus jaculus (lesser Egyptian jerboa), 1359 nucleotides long. Its product is annotated as E3 ubiquitin-protein ligase RNF26-like. Lineage: Eukaryota; Metazoa; Chordata; Mammalia; Rodentia; Dipodidae. The coding region runs from base 1 to 1359 and encodes 452 amino acids. Gene Ontology annotation, molecular function: ubiquitin protein ligase activity. The transcript is spliced from 3 exons. The record is from RefSeq and is a predicted model, not a curated record. Gene Ontology annotation, biological process: protein ubiquitination; ubiquitin-dependent protein catabolic process.
AUGGCAGCUUGGGGGUCUGCUGCCGCAGCCUCGCCCGCGCCCUCGCCCGCGCCGGUGCCCUCGCCCGCGCCCGCGCCCGCGCCCGCGCCCCCCCAGGUCCUGGCUGCAGCGCCGUCGCAGGGAGCCCGUGACCCUUGCCGCCGCGCGGAGCAGCCUCGCGCCGCGCUCAUGGAUGCCGUGGCCCUGGCGGCGGGCGCGCUGGGCCUGCUGCUGCACGUGCUCGGCGCGCUGGUGGCGCUCGGCCUGCAGCUGGCCUCGCUCCUGCUGGCCUGCCUGGCCUGCGUGUGCGGCUUGCCGCGCACGGUGCUCGCCACGCUGACGUCCGUGGUCCGGGGGCUGUCGCUGCCCCUGCUGGCCUCGCUCACGGCCUCGCUCCGCUUCCCCGGCGACGGACUGCAGACCUUGGGCGCGGGCGCCGGCCCCGGGGACCAGAAGCCGUCGGGGCCCGAGCCGCCGGACCAGGCCGCCCUCUCCGCGAGCUCCGGCGGGCACGCUUCCCUGUGCCACGUCUACAUGUAUGUCCUGGUCUUGAGCCCCGUGGUGUGCGUCGUCAGCAGCUGGCUCAGCAUCUGCCUCCGCGGCACUCAGAACCUGUCCUCCCUGGCGCUGGCCCGCUGGGGUGCGGCGGUGGGCAUGGAAGUGGUGGCCGCGUGCCUCGCCUACGUGUCCAGCAGCGCUGCGACCUUGGCCGUCCUCUUCUGGCCCUUCUCCCAAGUAGCCCUGGAGCUGCUGCUGUCGGUUGGCCGCCUCCUGAUCAUCGUGUCCUUCAGCCUCACUGGUUUCGUGCUGCUGGCCUGUAUGGUGGCGGUGACAGUGACAGUGCUGCAUCCAGACUUCAUCUUGAGGCUGGCCAGCCGCGCCCUCCAUCAGUUCCAAGCCCGAUCGUCCUAUCAGCGGCUCCGGCAGAAUGUCGCCCAGCUGUCUCACCUAGCCACGGGUCUGGAGGCCUGGCUCCAGGUCUGGAGGCGCAACCCACUGCUGGCCAGGGUGUCGAGCCGAGGAGGGGUAUCCGGAACCCCGCAGGGUGGCCGUAGGAGGGUGUUUACCAUCAGGAUCCAGAGACAACAGAACCAUCCCGCCGUCUGGUCCAUCCGGGCUGCACCGGCCCAAGGCCCACAGAAUCUCCAAGAAGAUGCGCCUGCUGCUGGACGAGACACUGUGACAGUGGUGACUGAACCAGAGGAUCAGAAGAAGUGCGUGAUCUGCCGAGACCGGACCAAGUGCGUGCUGCUCCUGCCCUGCCGUCACCUAUGCCUGUGCCAGAUCUGCUCCGAGAUCCUCAUGCGACAUUCCAGCCAUCGACGCAACUGCCCGCUGUGCCGCCGGGGCAUCCAGCGCACCCUCAAAGUCUACCUCUGA